Messenger RNA from Diceros bicornis minor, 1019 nucleotides. Its product is annotated as vomeronasal type-1 receptor 4-like. The record is from RefSeq and is a predicted model, not a curated record. Bases 78 to 1019 code for a protein of 313 amino acids. The transcript has a single exon. Gene Ontology annotation, biological process: G protein-coupled receptor signaling pathway. Lineage: Eukaryota; Metazoa; Chordata; Mammalia; Perissodactyla; Rhinocerotidae. Gene Ontology annotation, cellular component: membrane. Gene Ontology annotation, molecular function: pheromone receptor activity.
CAUGUGGUCCAUGCCUCCGUUCUUCUUCAGGAUCCUCUAGCUCAGAAGACAAAUAUCAGUCGUUGAGAACUCACAGGAUGGCCACUAGAGAUUUGGUACUAGGAACGAUCUUCUCAUUACAGACUACAUUUGGAAUCCUGGGGAAUUUCUCUCUUCUUUGCUUUUAUCUCUUCCUUUAUUUCGGUGAGUCUAGGCUAAGAUCAACAGAUUUGAUUGUAAAGAACCUGAUUAUAGCCAACUUGUUGGUUCUAUUCUCUAGUGGAAUCCCCUAUACAAUGUCAUCUUUUGGGUUGUAUCAGGUCUUCAAUGAUUUUGGAUGCAGAUUUUUUUUCUAUGUUCGUGCAGUGGGCAGAGGUGUGUCCAUUGGCACCAGCUGUCUCUUGAGUGUAGUCCAGGCCAUCAUGAUCAGCCCCAGAAACUCCAGGUGGGCAGAGCUUAAAGUGAAAAUUCUCAAGUGCAUUGUCCCUUCAAUUUUCCUGUGCUGGAUCCUGUACAUGCUGGUAAAUGUCAUUUUUCCUAUGUUUCUGACAAACAAUUGGAGCAGCACAAACACCACAAACCAAAAAGCAUUUGGAGAGUGUUCUUCUGUUCGUCAUGACCAAACCAGAGACUCAUUAUAUGCAGCAUUGCUGUCAAUCCCUGAUGUUUUCUGUUUGGUGCUCAUGCUCUGGGCCAGCGUCGCUAUGGUUUUCAUCCUGUACAGGCACAAGCAAAGGGUCCAACACAUUCAUAGGACCAACAUCUCCUCCAGAUCCUCCCCUGAGUCCAGAGCCACCAAAACCAUCCUUCUCCUGGCGAGCACUUUUGUCUAUUUUUACACCAUUUCCUCACUCUUUCACGUAUGUUUGGCUGUUUUUAACAAUCCUAAUUGGUUUCUCGUGAAGAUUAAUUCAGUAAUUACUCUGUGUUUCCCAACUGUCAGCCCCUUUCUGCUCAUGAGCCGUGACUCCAGUGUAUCCAGGUUCUGCUUUGCCUGGAUAAGGAACACAAAAUCCCCUAAUCCAAUGAGAAAUCUGUGA